Molecule: messenger RNA, 2620 nt
Organism: Cicer arietinum (chickpea)
Lineage: Eukaryota; Viridiplantae; Streptophyta; Magnoliopsida; Fabales; Fabaceae
Product: oligopeptide transporter 1-like
Biological process (GO): transmembrane transport
Molecular function (GO): oligopeptide transmembrane transporter activity
Source: RefSeq, a predicted model, not a curated record
AUGGCAGGGGUCAUUGAAGAUACAUUCCCUGCUAAGGACCAUGACUCUAAACUUUCCAUUGCAGAUGAAGAGACAGAGGUGGAUGAUUCACCAAUUGAGCAGGUCAGGUUAACAGUUCCAAUAACUGAUGACCCUACACAACCAGCACUGACAUUUAGGACAUGGGUUAUUGGUUUGGCAUCCUGUGUUAUUCUUUCCUUUGUGAACCAAUUUUUUGGGUACAGAACCAACCCUUUAUUUGUCUCAUCUGUCUCAGCACAGAUUGUUUCACUUCCAAUUGGUAAACUAAUGGCUGCAACACUUCCAAAAACACAAUAUAAAGUCCCUUUCACUAAAUGGUUUUUCUCAUUGAAUCCUGGACCAUUCAAUAUGAAGGAACAUGCCCUUAUUACAAUCUUUGCUAGUGCUGGAUCUAGUGGUGUUUAUGCCAUUAACAUUAUUACUAUUGUUAAGGCUUUCUAUCACAGACAGAUCAAUCCAGUGGCUGCUUUUUUGCUAGCAAUGUCAACCCAGAUGCUUGGUUAUGGAUGGGCUGGAAUUUUCAGAAAAUUCCUUGUGGACUCUCCUUACAUGUGGUGGCCUUCAAAUCUUGUCCAAGUGUCUCUAUUCAGGGCAUUUCAUGAAAAAGAAAAGAGGCCUAGAGGAGGAAACACUAGGCUGCAAUUCUUUUUCCUGGUCUUUGUGGCUAGCUUUGCUUAUUACAUCAUUCCAGGCUACUUUUUCCAGGCAAUAUCAACCAUAUCUAUUGGUUGCUUGAUUUGGAAAAACUCAGUCACUGCUCAGCAGAUUAGUUCAGGCAUGAAGGGUCUUGGUAUUGGUUCAAUUUCAUUUGACUGGAACACAGUUGCUGGUUUCUUAGGAAGUCCUUUGCCAGUUCCUGGUUUUGCCAUCAUCAACAUUUUGGUUGGAUUUGUGUUGUUUAUUUAUGUUGUUGUUCCCAUUUCAUAUUGGAACAACUUUUAUGAGGCCAAAAAGUUUCCCCUCAUCAGUUCUCACACAUUUGAUUCCACUGGUGCAACAUAUAAUGUUAGUAGGAUUCUUAAUGAUGCAACCUUUGAGAUUGAUAUGGAUGCUUAUAACAAAUACAGUAAACUCUACCUUAGUAUUACAUUUGCAUUUGACUAUGGAUUGAGCUUUGCAACUCUGACUGCAACCAUCUCACAUGUUAUGCUCUUCCACGGAAAAAUGAUUAUUCAGCUGUGGAGGAAGACAACAACCGCACUAAAAGAACAAGCCGGAGACGUGCAUACAAGAAUUAUGAAGAGAAACUAUGAACAAGUACCUGAGUGGUGGUUCAUGACCAUUUUGUUUUUAAUGGUUAUUAUGGCUUUGAUGUGUUGUGAAGGAUUUGGCAAGCAGCUCCAACUUCCAUGGUGGGGAGUAUUGCUUUCUUUAACAAUUGCAUUGGUUUUCACUUUGCCAAUUGGUGUAAUUCAAGCAACAACAAAUCAGCAAGCUGGACUCAAUGUGAUCACAGAGUUGAUCAUUGGGUACCUAUACCCUGGAAAGCCUCUUGCUAAUGUUGCCUUCAAGACUUAUGGAUACAUCAGCAUGUCACAGGCACUUGGUUUUCUUAGUGACUUCAAAUUGGGACACUACAUGAAAAUUCCUCCAAAAGCUAUGUUCCUAGUACAGUUGGUAGGAACUUUGGUUGCUUCAAGUGUCUACUUCAGCACAGCAUGGUGGCUUCUCACUACUAUUCCAAACAUAUGUGAUGAAACAAUGUUGCCAGAGGGUAGUCCAUGGACUUGCCCUGGUGAUGAUGUGUUUUACAAUGCUUCAAUCAUAUGGGGAGUUGUAGGACCACAAAGAAUGUUUACCAAGGAUGGCAUAUACCCUGGAAUGAAUUGGUUUUUCCUCAUCGGUCUACUUGCUCCUGUUCCGGUCUGGCUGCUAGCUCGCAAGUACCCGAACCACAAGUGGAUUGAACUCAUCAACAUGCCACUUAUCAUUGCAGGUGCCAAUGGUCUCCCACCAGCUAGAUCAGUGAAUUACAUUACAUGGGGAAUUGUUGGAAUCUUCUUCAAUUUCUAUAUUUACAAAAACUUCAAGUCAUGGUGGGCUAGACACACUUACAUUCUAUCAGCUGCUUUGGAUGCUGGAGUUGCUUUCAUGGGUGUGUUGCUCUAUUUUGCACUCCAAACUUAUGAUGUCUUUGGUCCAGCUUGGUGGGGUCUUGAUGCAGAUGAUCACUGCCCCUUGGCUAAAUGUCCUACAGCUCCUGGUGUCAUUGCCAGUGGGUGCCCUGUCUAUUGAAAUCCAUAAUGGCAUUCUGUCACGUCCUCAUUGGUCAUGAAAAAUGUUCAAAGUCUCAAGAUGAAUUAAUACAUGUUGUCAAUCGCGGAAAAUAGUUGGUUGUUGAAAUUCUGCUAUGCAACACUUAAGUACUAUAGUACUGCAAUAGUAGUUGUUUGACGACACUUAAUAAUAAAUAGCUUAUGAUGUCAUAGUAGCGAUUUGCUCAAAGUCUCCUAUUUUGUAGGGCUAUAACCGCCAUUUGAUAAUAUUGUAUUAACAUGGUUUCUAUUUUGUACUUUCUCUUUGCCAAUUGUAUAAUACAUUAGAAUGUUGAACAAGCUGUACAGAUUGUUUUAAUAAACCAUGUUUUUUAUUCUUUCUA